Messenger RNA from Aspergillus ruber CBS 135680, 1848 nucleotides. Its product is annotated as DUF3176 domain-containing protein. The record is from RefSeq and is a predicted model, not a curated record. The coding region runs from base 1 to 1848 and encodes 615 amino acids. The transcript has a single exon. NCBI's taxonomy places the organism in Eukaryota, Fungi, Ascomycota, Eurotiomycetes, Eurotiales, Aspergillaceae.
AUGGCAAAGCAAGCAAUACACAAAGUCUUUGCACUCGACAAAUCCUCAAGCCCCUCCAAAUCGAAACCGCAGCCUCAGGAGUCAGAGUCAUUCAAUGCACCCCAAAAGGAAGAACCAUUCAGCUGGACUGGAUCGUGGGCACCGGAGAUUGUAGCUGCCGUAUUCAGUACGGUUUGCAUCGCUAUGUUGAUUGGCUUCCUGAUUUACAUUUAUGAUAGGCCGUAUGCCACCUGGGGAUAUCGCGUUUCCCCCAACGCAAUCAUAUCGAUAAUCGUCACCGCCGCAAAAGCAACAAUGCUCGUUUUGGUACCGUCGUGUCUUAGCCAGUUGAAGUGGAACCAAUAUCAGACACCAACGCCGCUAUAUAAUAUGCAGCUUUAUGAUCAGGCCAGCCGUGGGGCCUGGGGCUCUUUUCAGAUUCUUUGGAGGAUAACCCCGGGGCUAGCAACUAUGGGCGCGCUGCUUAUGAUACUGUCUCUGGCCAUUGAUCCAUUUGCGCAACAAAUACUGGCCUUCCCCACGCGGAGUGUACUGGCUUCCAACGAAACGGCUUUUGUCCAAGCCGCGCAUACAUAUGGGAAGGCACAAGGACGUACAGCAUGGGAAACAAUAAAGAACGUCAGCUCGGAUUAUGACCUGAGCCCCUCAAUGAACGCUGCUAUCCUGAACGGGCUUGCUCAGAACAAUGAGCCCCUCAAGCCGCAAUGUUCAUCAGGGGAUUGCCAAUAUCCUGACUUUGUGACAUUGGGCUUCUGCAGUCGAUGCCAGGAUAUCACCAGCCAGGUUAAUCAAUCCUGUAAGGUUGAUCCCUCAUUAACGAAAGUGCAAUCAAAGUUUGGAUGGUCGGAUGUUAUAUUGCAGGCUCCAGAGAAUUGCACAUAUAUAUUACCAGAUGGGUACGAGUUUCUUGCUCAGACGAUGGAAGCUAAUUAUAACUUCACCGUGUGGGAAAUGGGGCUACAUAAUACACCGGUCCUCAGCACCAAGCGUCAGAAGUGGAUGUCCUUUAUCAGGGGAGACGGAAGAUCCCCUGCUCUUGGAAUACAAAAGCCAGUUUUGACCUUCAUUUCAUCAAGAUAUGCGAACGAAAUCAAUAUAUACACACGGGACAAUUACACGACGCCCGAGAAGAAACCAGACAUAAGUAUGUGUACGAUAUAUGCGUGUGAAAAGCAAUACAAAAACAACGUUUACUCGGGAGGCAACGGCCGCCUUCGGGUCGACAAGGAACAACAACUGGGACCGAAUGUCAACGCAAGUGACCCUAAUAUUUCGCAGAUCACAUUAGUCCCACCUGAUCAAACGGAGCAGCUAUCCCCGAAUUCCAGUUAUUCCAUCGAAAGCUACACCUGGAGCAAAAUAGAGUCAGCCAUGCUUGGAUUAUUCAAAUUGGAUAAUAUUCUGAUGGACGGUCUAAACAUGAUGGCUGCCACCAUCAUGGGCGGGAUUAAUGACGCUGAUGCAACGAUGGAUGCAAUGACUACCAGCAUGACCGACAUUUUGCGUACAGACACUACCACAGGUUUUACAAUCCCUGGGAAAGCCUUGCGGCAUGAAACAUACAUAAAAGUGAGGUGGCCUUGGAUCAUUCUCCCAACACUUGCAGUUCUUUUUUCGAUCAUGCUAUUUAUAGCCACCGCGACCACAAGCCGCAGGUCAAAUAUGAUGUUGUGGAAAGAUUCCGUGCUGCCGUUGCUUAUGUCUCGACUUCGGACAGAUUCGGCUGAGGAUAUUGAGUCUCUGUCCAAGGUCGACGAAGUGGAGCGCGUUUCGAAGCAGAUCAAAGUUGUUGGUGGAGAGAAGGGCUCCCCUCUCGUGUUUUCUGAGGUCAAGGAUGGGUUUCAUUAA